AUGGGAAGAGUCAUAAGAGGUCAAAGGAAAGGUAGAGGAUCGAUUUUUAAAUCCCACAACCAUCAUCGAAAAGGAGCAGCGAAACUGCGCCAUUUGGAUUUUUGUGAAAAGAAAGGAUAUAUUAAGGGAUUGAUAAAGGAUAUUAUACAUGACCCAGGAAGAGGUGCUCCGUUAGCUAAGGUUAUUUUUAAGAAAACUGAGAAAUAUGGGAAAAAGGAAGAAUUAAUGGUAGCUACUGAAGGUAUGUUUACAGGUCAAUACAUUUCUUGUGGUGUUAAGGCACCAUUAUCUGUUGGAAAUAUAUUACCUAUUGGGAAAAUGCCAGAAGGUACUUUAAUAUGCAAUUUAGAACAUCGAACAGGAAACAGAGGAACUUUAGUAAAGGCAUCAGGAUGUUAUGCAACUGUUGUAGGUCAAUCAGAAGAUGGAAAAAAAACAAAAGUUCGUUUACCAUCGGGUGCUAAAAAAACUAUUGAUUCGAGAGCAAGGGCUAUGGUUGGUGUUGUAGGUGCCGGAGGAAGAAUUGAUAAACCAAUUUUAAAGGCAGGUGUAGCUCAUCACAAAUACAGAGUUAAACGUAAUUGCUGGCCUAAAGUUAGAGGUGUAGCUAUGAACCCAGUUGAUCAUCCUCAUGGUGGUGGUAAUCAUCAACAUAUUGGUCAUCCUUCCACAGUUUCUCGAGGUGCUCCAGCUGGACAGAAAGUUGGUCUAAUUGCAGCUAGAAGAACUGGUUUGUUGAGAGGUGCCAAGAAAACCAAGUUAGUUGGUAAGACAGAGGAUUAA
Messenger RNA from Plasmodium gonderi, 783 nucleotides. Its product is annotated as 60S ribosomal protein L2. Lineage: Eukaryota; Apicomplexa; Aconoidasida; Haemosporida; Plasmodiidae. Bases 1 to 783 code for a protein of 260 amino acids. The record is from RefSeq and is a predicted model, not a curated record. Gene Ontology annotation, molecular function: RNA binding; structural constituent of ribosome. Gene Ontology annotation, biological process: cytoplasmic translation. The transcript has 2 exons. Gene Ontology annotation, cellular component: ribosome; cytosolic large ribosomal subunit.